Sarcophilus harrisii (Tasmanian devil) is the source of this 3682-nucleotide messenger RNA. RefSeq names its product progesterone immunomodulatory binding factor 1 (gene PIBF1). The transcript is spliced from 18 exons. Bases 472 to 2742 code for a protein of 756 amino acids. Gene Ontology annotation, cellular component: centriolar satellite. The record is from RefSeq and is a predicted model, not a curated record. Gene Ontology annotation, biological process: cilium assembly. NCBI's taxonomy places the organism in Eukaryota, Metazoa, Chordata, Mammalia, Dasyuromorphia, Dasyuridae.
GGAGAAGUCGAAGAGAUGCUUCCCUCGGAUUGGCUCCGCUGGGCCAAGUCUUUCUGAGAACUUCACUUCCCGACAUGCCCCGCCUCCUCCCUGUGCUCUUAGUCAAGUGGGAAGAAUCGAAGAGGUGUUACACUCGGCUGGGCUCGCUUAGAGCCGGCUUUUCUAAGAAUUUCACUUCCCAACAUGCUCCGCUGCUCCCCGCGGCUCCUAGUUAACGGGUCUGGUUUCGGCGCGGCUCGAGCAUCGGGCUAGUGGCUGCUUCCUCCUUUGUUUCCCCAGGGCUGGCGUCGUUGUCGUGGUGACGGCUUCCUCCCGGAGAGGCCGGGCUGUUGCGGAGGAGGGCCCAAACGGAGAAAUCGCGGAGACUUCCACGGGCCGCAACCCGGGCGAUUCCAGCUUCAGCUCCAGGACUUGCGCCCAUGGAUUUUUAAAUCGAAAGUUGCAAAGGAAAAUCCAUCAGUAACAGCAAACAUGUCACAAAAAAUUCCUAAAGAAUUAAAAAGAGUCAAUAUUUCCAGUUCUCUAGAGUCUGAAGAUCUUAGCUUAGAAACGACAAUGCCUACAGAUGAAAUUUCCUCAUCAGAAGAAAGAGAAGGGAAAACUGUCAUCACAAGGCAACUUAUUGAAAGAAAAGAACUACUUCAUAGCAUCCAGUUGCUGAAAAUAGAGCUCUCCCAGAAAAACCUAAUUAUUGACAAUAUGAAAGUGGACCAUCUUACAAAAAUUGAAGAGUUGGAGGAGAAACUUAAUGAUACUCUUCACCAGAAGCAACUGUUGGCCUUGAAAUUGGAUAACCAGUUGACAUUCCAGAAAAAGGAUGCCAGAAAAUAUCAGGAAUUAAUGAAACAGGAAAUGGAAACCGUCUUAUUGAGGCAGAAACAACUCGAAGAAACAAAUCAUCAAUUAAUAGAGAAGGCUGGAGAUAUUCGUCGUAGCUUGCGUGACUUGGAGUUAACAGAAGAUAAUUAUGUGAAAUUGAAGUCUCUUCCUGAGGAUCAACUUUCUAUUCCUGAAUAUGUAUCUAUUCGAUUCUAUGAAGUAGUAAAUUCUUUAAGAAAAGAAGUAAAUGAACUGCAGGUGAAAAAGAAUGACCUUUCAGAAGAACUAAUUGAUUACAAAUCCCAGUUAAAGCGAUUAUUAGAGACCUAUGAGGAUGAGCGAAGAAAUCAUUCUGAACUUCAAGUUAGAUGUCAGCGUUUGGCAUUGGAAUUAGCAGAUACAAAACAGCUAAUUCAGCAAGGUGAUUACAGGCAAGAGAACUAUGAUAAGGUAAAAAGUGAUCGGGAUGCUUUUGAACAAGAAUUAUCCGAUUUUAGACGAAAACAUGAAAUCUUAGAAGCAUCUUAUAAAACACAAACUAAAGAAAGAAAUGACUUAUCAAAAGAGGUUGCAACCUUACAGCAGUCUCUAACUUUACUACAAAAGGAUAAAGAGUAUCUUAAUCGCCAAAACAUGGAACUUAAUAUACGUUGUGCUCAUGAAGAAGAUCGCCUUGAAAGACUUCAAGUUCAACUUGAGGAAGCCAAAAAGGCUAGAGAGGAAAUGUAUGAAAAAUAUGUGACCUCCAGAGACCUUUAUAAAACAGAAUAUGAAAAUAAAUUACGGGAUGAACUUGAACAAAUCAAAUUGAAAACAAAUCAAGAAAUUGAACAUCUUAGAAGCACCUCAAAGGAGAUGUAUGAACGUGAAAAUAGGAAUCUGAGAGAAGCAAGGGAUAAUGCCCUGGCUGAAAAAGAAAGAGCAUUUAUGGCUGAAAAAGAUGCUUUAGAAAAACAUGAACAACUCUUAGAACAAUACAGAGAAUUACAACUCAGUUCAGAAAGCAAAGUGGCUGAAUUUCUCCACCAGAGCAAAUUAAAAUCUUUUGAAAGUGAACGUGCUCAACUCCUACAAGAAGAAACAGCAAGAAACCUCACACAGUGUCAAUUAGAAUGUGACAAAUAUCAGAAAAAAUUGGAGGUUUUAACUAAAGAAUUUUAUGGUCUUCAAGCCUCUUCUGAGAAACGCAUUUCUGAACUUCAAGCGCAAAAUGCUGAUCAUCAGGCAAAACUAGAGAAUUAUGAGAAACUAGAAAAAGAACUUGAUGAAAUAAUAAUACAGACUGCAGAAAUUGAAAAUGAAGAGGAGGCAGAACGAGUUCUUUUUUCUUAUGGUUAUGGUGCUAAUGUUCCCACUACAGCUAAAAGACGACUACAGCAAAGCGUUCACUUGGCAAGAAGACUACUUCAGUUAGAAAAGCAAAACUCGUUGUUUGUAAAAGACCUGGAACAUCAAAAGGAACAUAUAACACAGAUUUCACAAGAGCUUGAAAGAGCCAAUUCCUUAUUAGACCAAACACAGCAACCGUAUAGAUAUCUCAUUGAAUCUGUUCGUCAGCGAGAUUCUAAGAUCAAUGAACAAAAUGAACGUAUUUCGCAACUUGAAAUGGAUGUCAGUAAUUUGCAUAAAGAAAAGACAGCCUUGGUACAAAUUAAGAAUCAAAUGGCAGCAGAUUUGGAACAACUUCUAAGUCACCGUGAGGAGUUGGCAGUAAUGAAAAAGACUCUAAUUAAUAUGCAUAACAGGCACUGUGGAGAUAAAUUACCUGCUCCUAAAAACGAGACAAAAAUUAUGACUGAGACAACAAAUCCUGUUGAUCUACCCAAAGAAAAUGAAGAAAAUGUAUUUAUACCCAAACCAACAGUGUUUACCAAAAAAGGACCAUCUGAGUGGCUUAAGACACUGAAGACAAAAAGGACAUAAUUUUUUGGAAGAACUUCAAAUCUUGGCAAUCACUUUGAAAGGACUUAUCCUGGAGAAACAUUAUAUCCCUAAUCAUGUUCUUUAUACAUUUGAAAUGAUUGUUUUGAGAUUUAUUUUAGCCAUAUUUUUAAAAUUUAAUUGUAGUAGUUGAUUUCACUAUAAUAAUUAAGCUGCAUAGAGUAUGAAAAUAUUUCAUACUUAUUUUUAUCUAUUUUGAUACAGAAAAAUAAUUUCUAGCAAUUAUUUAUGAUAAAAAGGAAGUUUUUAUAAUUGUUUAAUUUACAUUAAAGAAUGUCUUAUAAACAUUUGUGUUUCUAUUCAUCAGUUUUUUUUUUUAAUGUCCAGGUCCUAUAAAUGUCUAGGCCCUAUAAAUUUAGAAUUUAACAUAUUUUUAGAUUCACAAGGCAUUGAAUCUAUCAAAUGAUCUGGAGAGGGAAAUGGCAAAUCUUUCCAGCAUCUUUGCCAAGGGGUCAAGAGAGUUAGACACAAUUGAAACAAAGGAACAAUAUACAUUUUUGGACUAUUUUCAAUUACAGUUAACAUUGAUUGGCCAGGAUCACUUAAAUGGUGUCUGACUCCUAGUCCACUCCUCUCUCCACUAUCACCUGGCUAAGAAGCCCAGAGAGCACUCACUAGCUAGCACUUGCUCUCCCAAGCAGGCUUACAUAACCAAUCAGGACUCAAAUUCCAAGUUCCAUUUUCUAUCCACUAUUCCACAGUUGCCUCUUAGAUUAAACACCAUUUUUUGUACCAACAUUUCUCUCUCAAGUGUUUUAAGAGUAUAUUUGCUUUUGGGCAGCUAGAUGGCGCAGUGGAUAGAAUACCAGCCCUGAAGUCAGGAGAACCUGAGUUCGAAUCUGCCCUUAAAGACAUUUAACACUCUCUAGCUAUGGGAUCCUAGGCAAGUCACUUAAACCCAACUGCCUCAGCAAAAAACUAU